This is a messenger RNA of Fundulus heteroclitus (mummichog), 1542 nucleotides long. It is a transcript of the gene coq2, whose product is annotated as coenzyme Q2 4-hydroxybenzoate polyprenyltransferase. NCBI's taxonomy places the organism in Eukaryota, Metazoa, Chordata, Actinopteri, Cyprinodontiformes, Fundulidae. Gene Ontology annotation, biological process: ubiquinone biosynthetic process. The record is from RefSeq and is a predicted model, not a curated record. The transcript has 7 exons. The coding region runs from base 123 to 1262 and encodes 379 amino acids. Gene Ontology annotation, cellular component: mitochondrial inner membrane.
GACAAUAAUACUAAACGUACCGCACAAGAAAAAAGGAAACCAUCGUUAGAUAGCUAGUUGCCUUGGGGAUUUUUAAUUUUGAUUAAAGCAUGGAGAUAUGCGGCUGACCAAAGAAAAUAACCAUGUUCUUUGCCAGACUGAGCAGCCAGUUCCCCCUGGCCGCCCUGAGGCGGACCUCUCGGAGUGGGACAUGUCCCCCACCCUGUCUGUCCACCUUGUCAACCUGCGUCCUCCGAAGUCAAACAGCGAGGAGUAAAGACGGUGUCCGUUCAGAGUCCACGGCGUGGAGACGAGCUUUGUGCAGCCAGAGUCGGUUUACGUUCAGGCCCAGAGAGACACAGCGCAGUGGGAGCAGGUCGUUCAGUCUCUCCGGGGCUCCUGCUCAUGUUCAGCCUUACCUGAGACUCAUGAGGCUGGACAAACCCAUCGGAACAUGGCUGCUGUACCUUCCCUGUACAUGGAGCAUCGCCUUGGCAGCAGAGCCUGGAUGCCUGCCAGAUCUUGGGAUGCUCACCCUGUUUGGGACAGGCGCCCUGUUGAUGAGAGGUGCAGGCUGCACCAUCAACGAUAUGUGGGACAAAGACUUUGACAAACAAGUAGCCAGGACAGCCUGUCGGCCCAUCGCGUCGGGGGAGAUUACACGGAUGCAGGCGCUUGUUUUCCUCGGAGGGCAGCUGACCCUCGCACUCGGAGUUCUCUUGUGUCUCAACUAUUACAGCAUAGCUCUGGGUGCCUCUUCGUUAUGUCUCGUCAUCACCUACCCACUAAUGAAGAGGAUCACUUACUGGCCGCAGCUCGUGUUGGGGCUCACUUUUAACUGGGGCGCUCUCCUCGGCUGGGCUGCCGUCAAGGGCUCUUGCGAUUGGUCCGUGUGCCUCCCCCUGUAUUUCUCUGGCGUAAUGUGGACGUUGAUAUACGACACAAUCUACGCUCAUCAGGAUAAAGAGGAUGAUGUUAAGGUGGGGGUAAAAUCCACAGCACUGAUGUUCCAGGACCAAACCAAACUUUGGCUGAGCGGUUUCACGGCGGCCAUGUUGUCCGGCCUGGUCGUAGCCGGGGUCAACGCUGAACAGACCCUUCCUUACUACGCCGCGCUGAGCGCUGUGGCCGUUCACCUCGCACGCCAGAUUUACACAGUGGACAUCAACAAAGCAGAAGAUUGCUGGAAGCAGUUUAGCUCAAACAGAAACCUUGGACUCUUGUUGUUUUUAGGAAUCGUUGCCGGUAACUUGUUGAAAGAAUCCAAGGAGACAAGACUGUAAAUUAUGGAAGGCACCCAGAUAAAUGAGACUGUCUGCACUUAUUUAUAUUGUAAAUACUGAAUGUAUUUAAGCAACUAUUUUAUGAUCAAAAAUGCUGUAAUUUUUAUACUGCCCCCAUCAAUGAUGCUAAUUGAUUAAUCACUUGGACUAAGCCAUUUGAUUUUGGGUCAAAAUAAAUAAAAUGUGCACUUAAGACAUCUAUUUCAUUCUUUUUAUUUGACCAAGGACAAUGUACAGAAAAACAUUCAUCUCUAACAGAGUAAAGAUGAGCUGCACCAGA